AUCUCCGCUUUGAAGGAACUGGUUGCCACUGGAAGUUAGACAAUGGCUUCCGAGGUGGAUAUGCACAGAAGAUAGAGGAAUGGUUGAAAAAUGAGUUCCCAACUACUGAUUUGAAGGCAACGCCACACAUUCAAUCCAAGAUUACUAGCUGGAAAAGGAACUACUACUCGCUGUCAAAAAUACUUGACCGUAGUGGGGUUGGUUUCAACGUACACAAUGAUUUCAAAAUUGAUUGCUCGGAUGACCAAUGGGAUCAAAUCGUGAGGCAAGAUCCCAAUGCCCGCACCAUGCGGCACAAAGCUAGGCCUCUCUGGGAUGAUUGGAAGAUGAUAUUUGGGAACGAUAGAGCCACUGGAAUGACUGCUGAGGGUAUUGGCGAGGCAGUGGCAAACAAUUCCACGGAUGAGCCAUUUACAUCUAUCGGGGAAAGUGCCGAUUACUAUCCAAGCUUUGAAGACUUUCUAGGGUCUGAUCAAGUCCAACCCACAUACACAAAUGAAGUUGUAGAUGACAACAACGCUCAGAGUGGGCAGAAUCUGGCUGCAAACACUCAUGCGCCUCCUGCUCCUGCUCCAAAAAAAAUGACGCGUAAACGCAAGAGCUGCGAUGAUGAUUCUGCUUUGCUCAACCUCCUUGGCAACCUGCAUGCUGAAACGAAAUGCACGUUUGGAUAAAUUGACCGCCCAUAUUGGUUAUGAGAUCGACUUGGGCCAAGCUAGGAAAGAGAUCUUCUGUCAUUUGGGAAACAUCCCGGACCUGACAGAGUCUCAGCGCUGCGAUCUCUGCGACAUCAUCGGUAAGGAGAACUCGAGGCUGGAGAUCUUCACCGGCCUCUCUGACGCCUCGAAGCCGGGAUAUGUGAGGCGCAUCAUUGAGAAAGAAGGUCUUACUUAGGAGUCGCUUCAUGCAAUGGGUGGAACGUACAUUUGCCGGUUGAUUUGGGUAAUCAAAAACUAUGGUCUUUUGGACUUAAUUAAGCUAGUUUAUAUAUAGAUUCUACUGUGAAGACAUUUCUAUUAUGUAACUUCAGCUGGUGGUUUUUGUCGUUGCUUUUUUUGUAGCUGACCUUUUUUGGCAUUUCAGAAACUAUUUCAUAUUAUCUACUAUGAA
Molecule: messenger RNA, 1110 nt
Organism: Salvia splendens (bonfire salvia)
Lineage: Eukaryota; Viridiplantae; Streptophyta; Magnoliopsida; Lamiales; Lamiaceae
Exons: 2
Coding region: 288-674 (128 amino acids)
Source: RefSeq, a predicted model, not a curated record